CAAGUACUCCGUAUUUCUUUCUUUAGGACUGAAAAGUUAUACAGACACUUACUGCGUGCGCGUGGGUAUAUGAUGUGCGCAUCCCCACCAGCUCAACUUUGCUUCUUUUUAACUUCCUUGUUAUAAUCAUAAUCAGGAAUGGUUACUAAUCCUCUCUGAUUCUGCCGGCGAAACUAGAUGGACGAGUCCCGGAGAGGAAGAAUGGGAGGAGUGGAAAUGCCCUCGACCACGAAGUCGGCUAAGAAAAAGUCCACCCUCCCUUUCCGUCGAACCAAGCAGCACGCCGGCUCAGAAUCUCCGGUUAUAGGCGCCGAGGAUUUCAGCGACGUCUUCGGAGGACCUCCUCGGACAGUCAUGCGCCGCCAAUUUUCCGUCAGCGAUUACCGGAAGUGUCCACUGUAUGAGGAAAUCUUCCUGCCGCCGGAGAAUGUCAUCCCGACCAGGUGUGGACGCAAAUUGCCCGAAUUCAGGAUUCCGUCUGGGAAGUGCAGCCGGAUGUACGAUGAUGGAUUUUACAGCGAUAUUUUCGGGUCGGAAGAAGAAGAAGAAAUGAGAAGAUCGAGAACACGGUCCGGAUCGAAAUCCAAAGCCAGCUCAUCUUCGGUACAGAGCUCCGAGAACGUCAGCCCUCUACGGCCGGCGAUCGGAGAAGCCGAUCCCGACGUUUCGUUCUUUGCUUCAAAGCUCAGGCCAAUAAAUGUGCCGUCUAGAUGGAAUGCAAAGAGAGUAGCUGAUGAAUACCCAAGACGCCAGGGUACGCCGCCAGCAAUUCCGUGUCACCCCCCUUCUUACAAUGCUGAAAGCAAGCAAAAUGAGAGCCUCAGAAACCCUCAGUUCGGGUUCAGCAGGAGGAACUCAUCUCCGGAAACUAUAAGUAUUGAUCCCAAUUCAUACAGAAGCCUCAAAAUCUCUACAGAUCAUGAUAUGGACCUCAAUUCACCAUCUUCUGUUGCGUCUUCUUUUGGUCAUGACCAAGAGGCUAAUCUACCCUGUGGCGUUCAAGACAAGUCAAUGAGCGAUCAAGAAGUGUCCGAAGAAGAUGAGGAUGAUGAAGUUAUGAGCUCAUAUGUUAUUGAGAUCAAUGGGAGCAGAUAUAGAGAAGUAAAUAAUGAAGGGAUUGGUGUGGAUGAAGCAAUUGCUUGGGCAAAAGAGAAAUUUCAGAAGCACUGCUCUGAGAAUAGUUCACAAGUGGCUCCAGAGGAGAAAGAGCAAUCAGACAUGCCAAGCACACGUCAGUCUUCUGAUGAGCGAAAUGAUAAGAACGACUUUACAAAACCAACAGUGGCAGAGAAAGUUGAUAAGCGCGUAGAGGGAGAAGGAAGACCGAAGUUUGAGACUAAUCAGAUGGAAAUGGAGUUACUAGAUGAAAAGAUAAGGUUAUGGUCAACUGGCAAGGAAGCUGACAUCCGAUUGCUCCUUUCAACCCUGCAUCGUAUUGUAUGGCCUAACAGUGGUUGGCUCCCAAUUCAUCUGACAUACUUAAUAGAAAGUUCCAGAGUGAGGAAGGCUUAUCAGAAAGCUAGGCUUUGUCUACACCCAGAUAAGCUUCAGCAAAGAGGUGCUACUGCUAUGCAAAAACACAUCGCAGAGAAGGCAUUUUCUAUCCUUCAGGAAGCCUGGGCCGUGUUCCUUUCACAAGAUAUCCGCCUUGGUUGAAUGUGGAUUCAAACCAAAUUGUGUCGGUUAAAGGCCAUUGAAGCGUGAUGUACAUUUGAAUAAUGACAAGGAGAUGACAAUGGAACAAAGAAUUUCAGGAAAUUGCCAAACACUAGUGACAUCAACCCUACAACGUACCUGAAAUCUUAAAAUGUAGGGGUGGGAAUUCCGUGUCAUGAGUCUGUCUGCCGUUUGAAGAAUUAGAGAGUCGUGUACAUUGCACCUCCUGUCAUUUGGAAUGAUGCAUGUGUUUCUAUUUUACUUGUAUUAUAUACCAUCUUUUAUAGAUUAUUUUUGUAGAUUUUUCAAUGCUACUUAAUUAACCCCCUUUAUGUUGUGUUGAAUUUUGUCAGAUGUGUUAUGCGCGCCUACAAUUAAUCUUUUUUAGUCAUUGCUGAUUUAUCAUUAGAAUAUAGCGAUUGUUUCAAUCUCAG
Molecule: messenger RNA, 2090 nt
Organism: Cuscuta epithymum
Lineage: Eukaryota; Viridiplantae; Streptophyta; Magnoliopsida; Solanales; Convolvulaceae
Source: the annotation of a GenBank genome assembly